This is a messenger RNA of Ruditapes philippinarum (Manila clam), 1854 nucleotides long. RefSeq names its product ferroxidase HEPHL1-like. Lineage: Eukaryota; Metazoa; Mollusca; Bivalvia; Venerida; Veneridae. Gene Ontology annotation, biological process: iron ion transport. Gene Ontology annotation, molecular function: copper ion binding; oxidoreductase activity. The annotation marks the transcript as partial. The record is from RefSeq and is a predicted model, not a curated record. Gene Ontology annotation, cellular component: plasma membrane. The transcript has 10 exons.
GUUUCAAUGUCACUUCAACGGCAGAUAAAACGUUUGUCCCCCCAUAUAAACCAAACGCUUUUAAAAUCUUAAUGAUUAAUAUUAUCACCAGAGUUUAAAGGUCACGUACAGAAAAUAAAAUCAUCAUACACUGGUUUGUGCUGAAGAUAACAAUGUAUCCUCUAAAUUUGUUGUGUUUUCAUUUACUUUUUUCAAUUCCAUAUUCUCUCGCGACGGACCGCCAUUAUUACAUAGCGGCUAUAGAAGUUGAAUGGGACUAUGUACCGUCAGGACGGAAUUUAGUUACCAAUGAAAAUAAGAAAUUCCGAGAAAAAACUGAAAAUCGACGAGACCGAAUUGGUAGUGUGUACAGGAAAGCCAUUUAUCGUGGUUAUACAGACCAAACGUUCACUCAGCAACUUCCUGUACCAGAAUGGGCGGGGAUUCUCGGACCACCUAUCAAAGCGGAAGUUGGCGAUACUGUGUACAUUCAUUUCAAGAACAUGGCCACCGGAAGUAACUUCAGCGUUCACCCGCACGGUUUUCUUUACGACAAAAUAAAUGAAGGGGCACUUUAUAUCGAUGGUACUCAUCCAUUCGAAAAGUACGAAGAUGCAGUGCCCCCUGGCGGCACUGUAACGUACAUGUGGGAGAUUGGUAAGGAGCAUCGCCAAAAAAAAGAUGAGACAACUGUGCUGCUACACAAAAGCCUUUCUAUACAACAAGUUAAUCUAUUAUUUCCAGGAACGCUUGAUUCGAAAGGCCGACGAAAAGAUGCCGACCAAGAAUUAUACUUAUAUGCCGACGUGACGGAUGAGAAUAAUAGUUGGUAUGCCGAUAUAAACUUGAAUAAAUGUGGUAAUCCAAACGUUUGCAGAAACCUAAAGAGACAGAAGAACCGGAAGUUCAUAUCAAGUAACAGUAUUCCCCAUAUCAACGGGUAUUUGUUCGGAAACCUUCCAGACUUUACUGUUUGUGAAGGCGAGAAAGUAAUCUGGUAUUUUAUGUCCAUAAAUCGUGGGAUAAUACAAUACAACUAUUUGCCACGGUGGACGGACACUGCGGUGUUAUUUCCAGCAAGCGUAUAUUCGGGCCACAUGACACCGGUCAACCCUGGGCGCUGGCUUCUUUAUUGUAAAAAUCUCGAUCAUUUUGAAGGUGGAAUGUCGAGUUUUUUAACAGUUCUGAAAUGUCCACCAGCACCUGCCGGGCCUCUUGUUCCUCCAAAAUUAAUGUUUCCAACUCUAAUACGUACAUAUUAUCUCGCCAUAGAGGAAGUUCUUUGGGACUAUGCGCCUGGUUUUGACAGCAGACGUUCCAAAUCUGCUGCAAAGUUCCUUAAUCGAGGUAGACAAAGGAUUGGAUCAGUCUAUAAAAAAGCAAUUUACAUAGAAUACAUUGAUGAUACUUUUACAUUGCGGAAGCCACGUGGCGACCACGAAAUGCAUCAUGGGUUGGCCGGUCCACCAAUCAAAGCGCAAGUCGGAGAGCGUGUUGUUGUUGUAGUUCUAAACAGAGCAUCGAGACCGUAUUCUUUCCUUGCAAAUGGUAUAGAAAUAACGAAAGAACACGAAGGAGCGUACUACAAAAAUCAACGGCAUGAUGAGAAGAUGACCGGCGCAAUUGUCAUGCCAGGAACAAUAAGAACGUAUGAAUAUAAUGUAAAUGAACACGUCGGGCCUACACCUUUAAAUGAAGACUGCAUCACAUACGUGUAUCAUUCCGCAGUAGAUGUUACUAAAGAUGUGUACUCCGGUUUGUUCGGCCCUCUGUUGGUGUGUAAACGUGGGACGUUAAAUUUCGAUGGAUGUCAGGUCAGUUUGAUUAAUUUAUGUGAUUUUCGUAAUUAUAUGAGAUUAAGAUUUAGUGUGCGAG